Prunus armeniaca (apricot) is the source of this 513-nucleotide messenger RNA. The record is from the annotation of a GenBank genome assembly. Lineage: Eukaryota; Viridiplantae; Streptophyta; Magnoliopsida; Rosales; Rosaceae.
AUGGCUUGCAUGCAAUUCACAAACGCCGUGUCGUUCCGGCCAGAGCAACUCUCCGGCGCCGGGACCCGAGAUUACCAAAAUCUCGCCAGAAGGAAGUCCGUUUCGGUCUCUUUCGCCGGUAUUUCGGCAGAAAUGUCUCCAGCUCAGCCCGGAAAGCCCGAAAUCGAGCUCGAAUUCAUAGGGCCGAAGCCCGGGAACGACGGGUCGUAUCCGGUGGAGAGCGCGAAGGCGAUUAGUGGAGAGAAGUUGCUGAGGGAUGUCAUGUCGGAUAACAAGAUCGAGCUCUACGCCACGUAUGGGAAACUGAUGAACUGUGGAGGUGGAGGAAGCUGUGGGACUUGUAUAGUAGAGAUUAUUGAUGGGAAGGACCUUUUGAAUGAAAGAACAAAUACUGAACUCAAGUAUUUGAAGAAGAAACCCGAAUCCUGGAGACUUGCUUGUCAAACUAUAGUUGGAAAUAAGGAAAAUUCUGGGAAGGUUGUGGUUCAGAGGAUCCCCCAGUGGAAAAAGUAA